Mucor velutinosus is the source of this 2085-nucleotide messenger RNA. Its product is annotated as Plasma membrane ATPase. Gene Ontology annotation, molecular function: ATP binding; RNA binding; helicase activity. The transcript has 8 exons. The coding region runs from base 1 to 2085 and encodes 694 amino acids. The record is from RefSeq and is a predicted model, not a curated record. Lineage: Eukaryota; Fungi; Mucoromycota; Mucoromycetes; Mucorales; Mucoraceae. Gene Ontology annotation, cellular component: catalytic step 2 spliceosome; intracellular anatomical structure.
AUGUCAUUUUGGAAGCCUGGAGCUGUUGCCCCUGGCAGCACAUUAGAUAGAGACACAGAGAACGAAACAGGCGAAGCAGUUGUCGCUCACGCAGAAAAGCAAUAUCGCCACUUGACACUUACUCAACAACGAGAGCGACUGCCCGUUUUCAAAUUGAGAAGAGAGCUGUUAUACCUAUUAGAAAAGUAUCAAACUGUCAUCGUUGUAGGUCAAACGGGUAGCGGAAAGACAACACAAAUUCCUCAAUAUCUAAUGGAAUCAGGAUGGGCAAGUAAAGGAAAGCAAAUUGCCUGUACUCAGCCUCGUCGAAUUGCAGCAACGUCAGUGGCACAAAGAGUAGCAGAGGAAAUGAAUUGCAGUGUUGGAGCCGAAGUGGGAUACUUGAUUCGAUUCGAUGAUCAAACGAGCGACAGAACCAAGAUCAAGUACAUGACAGACGGUAUGCUGUUUCGUGAGACCAUGGUAGAUCCUCUCUUGACCAAAUACUCUGUCAUUAUGGUGGAUGAAGCGCACGAAAGAAGCUUGUACACUGACAUACUGAUUGGUGUCAUUAAAAAAAUUCAGAAAAAGAGACCAGAGUUGCGAGUGAUUAUAUCUUCUGCCACCAUGGAUGCAGAACAGUUUUAUGGGUUCUUCAACACAAACACUACUCGAAAUCCAUCAAAGGACACUGCUACUAUCAUCUCUUUGGAAGGAAGAAUGUUCCCCGUCGACAUCUUGUACGUUGACAGGCCUGUGGUGGAUUACGUCGAAAAGUGUAUACAAACUGUGUUUGAUAUCCACAUGAAGGAACCAGCAGGCGACAUCUUGAUAUUCAUGACAGGCAGAGAAGAGAUUGACAAGGUCGUUUCCGAAGUGUACGAGAGAGGACAGACGUUACCAAAGAAUAGCUUGUCUGUGAUGCCUCUUCCUCUUUAUGCUGGUCUUACUAUUGAAGAGCAAUUGCAAGUUUUUGAACCCACACCCAAGUACACUAGAAAAGUGAUUGUAUCGACAAAUAUUGCAGAAGCUUCAGUUACCUUAGAGGGUGUUGUAUACGUUAUAGAUACCGGCUUUGUCAAGGUCCGUGCAUACAACCCGAAAACCGGAAUGGAGGCACUCGUUGUAACACCUAUAUCAAAAGCCUCUGCUUUACAGAGAGCUGGUCGUGCUGGCCGUGUCAAGCCUGGAAAAGCAUUUCGACUAUACACAGAAGAAACUUACAAUACACUCAGAGACACAAGUAUACCCGAAAUUCAAAGGAGCAAUUUGGCACCUGUGAUUUUACAAUUAAAGGCUUUGGGUAUUGAUAAUGUGCUUCGAUUUGAUUUCAUCACCCCGCCGCCUGCGGAACUCAUGACAAGGGCACUGGAACUGUUGUACUCCCUGAAAGCACUGGACGAUGUUGGUCGAUUGACUAUUCCCUUGGGUUUGCAAUUGGCCGAGUUUCCUGUAGAUCCCAUGCUGGGCAAGAUACUGUUGUCGUCAAAAGAGUUUGGAUGCAGUCAUGAGAUUGUCACCAUUGCAGCCAUGGUCUCUGUACAAAACAUUUUCAUUCAGCCUGCUAAAAUACCUCGUGAAGUGAUCCAUGAAGCACGACGCAAAUUCUGGGUAGAAGAAGGCGAUAGUCUAUCGUUAAUCAAUGUGUACAAUGCAUUCAUCAACAAGGGCAACAAAUCGGGCAAAUGGUGCCAUGACCGAUUCCUCAACUUCAAGGCGUUAUCCAGAGCAAUGACGAUUCGAUUGCAGUUGAUGAAGUACCUGAAGCGAUUCGACAUACCUCUGGUGAGUGCCACUGCCAAAUAUCCCAAAACUGCAGAAGGUAGACUGGCAGCUAGUCAAGAUGUGAGGAAAUGCAUUACCAGCGGCUACUUUUCCCAGGCAGCGAUUGCAGAGCCUGAUGGCAGUGGUCGAUUCAGAACAGUGCGAGAUGGCGUGUUGCUGCAAAUCCACCCCAACUCUGUCUUGUUCAACAGAAACCCCAAAUGUGUUGUAUUCCAUGAAGUCGUGGAGACAACACAAGCCUACAUGAGAGAUCUGACAGUCAUUGAACCAGAAUGGCUAGCAGAACUAGCACCUCACUUUUACGAGUAUAAAAAGGCUUAG